AUGCGGUUCGCGCGUCGGCGUGGCGCGCGUUUCCUCACAGAAAACUACGAGUCGCGUUCGACCGAACGACGGCGUUCCCGCUUCAGCCGCACGCCCGCCCGGAGGGCCCGGCAAUCAGGCUGGGCCCGAGGCGGCAGGACGGCGACCCUCCGGCACGCCUUCCUGGAGCUGCAGCGCACGCUGCCGUCGGUCCCGCCCGACACCAAGCUGUCCAAGCUGGACGUGCUGCUGCUGGCUACCACCUACAUCGCGCACCUCACCCGCAGCCUGCAGGACGACGCCGAGACGCCGGCGGACCCCGCGCUGGGCGCCCUCCGCGGCGACGGCUACCUGCACCCGGUUAAGAAAUGGCCCAUGCGAUCAAGAUUAUACAUCGGUGCUACUGGUCAGUUUCUGAAGCAUUCUGUCUCUGGAGAAAAAGCAAAUCAUGACAACACUCCAACAGACUCACAGCCUUAGGCUCUCCCCUGUUGGGGACUGGUAGAAUGAUGGCUAUUGUUUUUAAAUACUGUGAAAUAUUCUAUAUUUAUUAUAUCAGACAUAAACAUUUCUGAAAAUUUACAUAUUAACAUACAGUUGGAUAUUCAGAUAUAUCUAAUUUAAAUAAAUGUGGAAUCAAAUAAUCAGUCUUAAAUAAAACACACAGCUUAUCUAUUCAAUGUGAGAGGGAGUC
This is a messenger RNA of Carlito syrichta (Philippine tarsier), 673 nucleotides long. It is a transcript of the gene TCF24, whose product is annotated as transcription factor 24. Lineage: Eukaryota; Metazoa; Chordata; Mammalia; Primates; Tarsiidae. The record is from RefSeq and is a predicted model, not a curated record. Bases 1 to 459 code for a protein of 152 amino acids. The transcript has 3 exons. Gene Ontology annotation, biological process: regulation of transcription by RNA polymerase II; developmental process. Gene Ontology annotation, molecular function: protein dimerization activity; RNA polymerase II transcription regulatory region sequence-specific DNA binding; DNA-binding transcription factor activity, RNA polymerase II-specific.